AUGGGACGUGAGGGGUGGGCGGCAGCGAUCGUUGGAAGUGUAGGGCAGAAUUGGGAUGUUGAGAGAAGAUUUCGGGUUACUGAGGUAGCAUUGGCUAUUAUGUGGUGCUGUGCAUCCGCAUAUCUUUCUUAUUUUUUUGCUGAUUGUAUGAUGUCUCGUUGGCUUUUGAAUUAUACCCCCCCUGCUGUUGUUAUUCGUCUUCUUACAACGAACGGAUUGAUUGCAUAUAUCACUUCUUGGGUUCUUUAUCUCUCUGGUGCAUCUUCAGACCCUCGCCUUCUGUUACCAGCAUGGAUCUCGAUCACAACCACUUUGACUUUCUUAUACCAUGCUACUCAGAAUCAUGCUACGAUCAAACGUGAAACUGCAGCCUCUCUUCUUGUCGUGUCAGUAGCAAGUUUCGUGAGCAUGUCUUCGCUUCUUCUGCAGUUACAUUUGACACGCGAGAAUGAGCCGGAGGUACCACUCUUUGUCUUGACACGAAAGAUAUGGGAUUUCGCCGUCGAUGUGGUUCAACGCAUGCGGGUUGCGAAUGAUCAGAUUGGGGAGCUGUAG
Messenger RNA from Aspergillus puulaauensis, 555 nucleotides. RefSeq lists its product as uncharacterized. Lineage: Eukaryota; Fungi; Ascomycota; Eurotiomycetes; Eurotiales; Aspergillaceae. Gene Ontology annotation, biological process: cellular response to oxidative stress; protein N-linked glycosylation. The record is from RefSeq and is a predicted model, not a curated record. The coding region runs from base 1 to 555 and encodes 184 amino acids. Gene Ontology annotation, cellular component: endoplasmic reticulum membrane. The transcript is spliced from 4 exons.